This is a messenger RNA of Biomphalaria glabrata, 1552 nucleotides long. RefSeq names its product BLOC-1-related complex subunit 7-like. Gene Ontology annotation, cellular component: BORC complex. The record is from RefSeq and is a predicted model, not a curated record. The transcript has 5 exons. NCBI's taxonomy places the organism in Eukaryota, Metazoa, Mollusca, Gastropoda, Planorbidae. Bases 58 to 369 code for a protein of 103 amino acids.
CUUUUCCUAAUAUAUGUUAGUGAUAACUUUUUAUGUUUUUGUUUACAUUUCUAGAAGAUGGCGACCAAUCGACAUUCUAAUAAUUGGAACCAAGAAACUAAAAUUCGUCUGAACGAAAAGGUCACAUCAAAUAUAAAUGAUAUUGGUUCACUAGCCAGACAAGUCAUUAGAGGAUCUAAAUCAAAUGAGUUUUUAGCCCAAGCAGCUAAGAACUUUGCAUCACAAGAAAACUGUAUCCAGAAUUCUUAUGAAACAAUGAGAAAAAUGGAUCUUCUUCGAUCACAACUGGAAUUCCAAUAUUCAGCAAUAGAAAGAAGCUUGCUGUCCCUGGAUGAAGUACAAGAUCAGAUUGCGUCUAUAAGUCAUUGAAUGCUCACCAUGAAUUCCUAGCACCUUGAUCCAAUGGAUAUUUUGAUUAGAUCAAACAUAAAAUCUUAAAAAAAAAACAAAAAACAUUGAGCCUUCUGUCCUUUUAAAAGCAUUGCUACAUGCUAGCAUGAGAUGGGAAUACAUUUAGUCCAGCUAUCUGACGCUUGUCAGUUAUCAUCACUAAAUGAAAGAGUUUGUUGGGGCUUAUGUUUGUUGACAGCUACAUUUGUCUGAUUUAUUAACACUAUAAUCUAGUCAUGACACAAAUACAGGGCAACAAUUAAUAUUAACAUGAAAUGAAUUAAAGCAUUAAAACUUUUUUUCACAAGAUUUUUUAAAUAAUAAAUAAUGUUAAACACUUCAUUUACAUGCCUUUUUUUUUUUUUUUUUUUUUUUUUUUUUUUAAAUUCCAAUUUAUUUAAUGCUUUCAUAUAUGCAUGUGUGUUCAUAUAUAGGUACAGUACCGGUAUUACAAAUUUAGAAACUAGGAAUAGUGCUGGCUGUCAGAGACUGCAUACCUACUCAGGAUAUUAGGAUGUCUUGGAAUAGAAUGGUCAUAAUGUCUGCCUAUUGUGCUGUCUACACAGUACUGGUACUUUUUUUUUCCCCCUUUUUAUUGGUCACAUAAAGGUUAUACACCAGCUUAUUGUAUUGAAAAUAUGAAUUUUACUCAGAAACUUCCUGAUCAACCUUAUUUCUUCACUAGCUUUAAAACACUUUAAAUAAUAUUACUUUUGUCUAAAUAAGGGUUUAGGAUACAGCAAAGAAUAUUUUUGCCAAAUAGUAUUUAUGAAUAAUUUAAAUUGGAUUGUUUCCCCUGCAUUAAAAAAAAAAGACCAUACAAGUAAAGUAAUCCUUCUUUUAUUACUAUUCCUUUAAACUUGCAAAUUCUUCAUUGGAAAAACAAGUCCAGAAGCAAAGAACAUAGUUUCUUGAAAAUGGCUCUAAUAAUUUUCCUGGAAAAUUGACUGGUUGAUGUAUAUCUGGAAAAGUAAUUACGGUAGUAACAAAUUGUCCACACUGGGAAAACUCUAGCUUGAAUUAUUUUUUUUAAUAUUUAAUUUGGUCUAGAUAAUCUUUAUAAGACAUAGCAGAUAUUUCUGCUGUCUUUAUUAAAUAGUUAAAUAAAUAGACAUUUAGAAACAUUUGGCACAGUCUCGUAAUUUUAUAGAGUAUAUUUUUA